Parasteatoda tepidariorum (common house spider) is the source of this 1843-nucleotide messenger RNA. NCBI's taxonomy places the organism in Eukaryota, Metazoa, Arthropoda, Arachnida, Araneae, Theridiidae. The record is from RefSeq and is a predicted model, not a curated record.
CAAAAUCUUAAUAACUGUAAAAAAUGAGGAAGCGAAUUCAAUUUUCGUUUCAUUGUCUAUAUCUUUUAGGACGAAGAUGAAUCCUCUUUAAAAGUAAAAGUCUCGAACGCUGAAAUAAUGGCAAGACUUGUGAAACUAAUUUCUCAGUUUUUUGCGGAUUUGGUACGCAUACUUGUGACGUUAACAUGGCCCGUAUCCGAUUACGUUUUAGAUUUCAUUUACCAUCUGGUCAUGGGUCGAUCUAAGAUCCUCCCUCCCAUCAAAAAUGCUAUUCUCCUGAUGUCAGCUACAGAACUCGCAGAGAGAAUUCGCAAAAAAGAGAUGAAGUGUGAAGAAGUUGUCAGAGCCUAUAUUGAGAGAUCCAAACAAGUCCAUCCCUUUAUAAACGCUGUCACUGACGAACGAUAUGACGAAGCCUUAGAAGACGCGAAGAAUGUCGAUGCAUAUCUAGCUACAACAUGGAAAUGUGAAUCCUCAAUAGCUGAAGAUACACCACUUUUGGGAGUUCCAUUUACAUGCAAAGAAGCAAUCGGUGUUAAAGGUUUGUUAAUCACUUUCGGUGCGAUGUGUUUUAAGGAUAGAAAAGCUGAACAAGAUUCUAAAACAGCAGCACUGUACAGGAAAGCUGGUGCCAUUCCUCUUACAGUCACAAAUGUCCCAGAAUACUGCAUGUGGUGGGAGAGUGCCAAUCAUGUAUUUGGAAUGACUAAGAAUCCAUAUGAUAAUGCAAGAACUGCCGGUGGCAGCUCGGGAGGCGAAGGGGCCUUGAUAACUUCUGCGGGAGCUACCAUCGGCAUUGGCAAUGAUAUUGCUGGCAGCAUUAGAAUCCCUUCCUCAUUCUGCGGAAUCUAUGGCCAUAAACCUUCUGCUGGUAUUAUACCAAAUGAGGUUGGAUGCCCUGAACUUCCAGAUUAUAAAAAAUAUGACCGACUUGUCAGCACAGGACCAAUGUGUCGUUAUGUUGAAGACCUACUAUUGUUAACGAGGAUAUUGGCAGACAAUAAUAAACUUGUCCCAUGGGAUAAAAAAAUUGAUUUCCGACAAGUGAAGAUUUAUUAUAUGGAAGAAAUCCCUGGCCCCUUAUUAGGAGCAAUUCCUGACAUUAGAGCUGCUAUUAAAAAAGCCGUCAGAUAUUUCGAAGAAGAAUACAAUGUCAUAGCCGUAAAAAUCAGCAUGGAAGAAAUGAAAUAUGCGUUUCCUAUUUGGGAAUGUAAAUUACUGGAAUCAGGUUUUCCACCUUUCAAAUUCAUGUUAGCUGGAGAGCAAGGCAACAUUAACAUAUGCAAGGAGUUGGUCAAGAACAUACUGGGGACCUCGGAUCACACGUUGCCAGCACUAUGUUUUGCAGCAUGCGACAGGAGGAAGAAAGAUUCAUUUUAUUACAAAUGCCUCGAAAUGUACAAAAAUCUGGAACAAAAGUUUCUAGAGCUUCUGCAGGGGGAUGCAAUUUUCUUCUUGCCAACUCAUCCAGAAAGACCACCACAUUAUCUUAUGACAAUCGCUAAAUAUAAAAAUAUAGGAUAUACCAGCAUAUUCUGUAUUUUAGGAUUUCCAUCGACUCAAAUACCAACUGGUUUAAGUAAAGGUAUGCCAAUAGGUAUCCAAGCUAUAAGUAGACCCUACCAGGAUCAUUUAACAAUAGCAGCAGCCGUAGAAUUGGACAAAGUGUUCAAUGGUUGGAUUAGUCCAUGCCCCAUAGAUGUUUGAGAUUAUUCCAACCAAUAAUAUUCAAACCAGUAGGGAUUCAAGAACUAAGUAGACCCUAUCGGGAAUACUUAACAAUAGUGGCAACAUUAGAAUUGGUUAAAGUGUUAGAAUUGGAUAAAGUAUUCAAUCGCUGGAA